Ostrinia nubilalis (European corn borer) is the source of this 3185-nucleotide messenger RNA. It is a transcript of the gene Gbs-76A, whose product is annotated as glycogen-binding subunit 76A. Gene Ontology annotation, molecular function: protein phosphatase 1 binding; glycogen binding. Lineage: Eukaryota; Metazoa; Arthropoda; Insecta; Lepidoptera; Crambidae. The record is from RefSeq and is a predicted model, not a curated record. Gene Ontology annotation, cellular component: protein phosphatase type 1 complex. Bases 323 to 2029 code for a protein of 568 amino acids. Gene Ontology annotation, biological process: regulation of glycogen biosynthetic process. The transcript is spliced from 2 exons.
GGCGCGCCGCUCAUUCGAACGCUGCGCGAGCGCCGGGCGGCCGCGCAUUGCAUAUUUUUAUAUUAUUGAUUUAUUCGUCAAUUUACCGUCUACCCGCAAUUUCCAUGUGUCAAAAAAAUAUUGACGAAUAUAUAAACAGUUUUAAAAAAUACAAUAAUAACCGCGUUCUCAUUAAACACGUCGGCAUCGAGUGACAGUUAUCUCAAGUGUCUCCGUUCAUAAUAAAUAGCGAUAAAUAAAUAAACAGUAACGAGGGCUGUAAGUGGGGCGGAGCCAGGGUGGCUGUGAUAUAGCAGUGCGGUGUCAGGUGACGGACGGACCGAUGAGUUCCCCCGGGCUGGAGAUGUCGUUGGAACACCAUGUUCCUGUGCUGAUGAAAAAGACGCAGAUGAGCGGUGAUCGCGCCGGCUCGCAGUGCGGUCUGACGUCGCUGCUGCCGAUGUCGUGCCGGGGGCGUGCAGCGGCGUUCGCGCGGGACCUCCACUCGCGCCUGCGCAACCUCGGCGGCUCGCACGACGACGACAGCGAGAGCAACUGGCUCGCGCGCGACUCCCCCGCGCAGCAGAAGCUACGCCCAACCACCUCCAACUCCAACUCCCGAGACCACGACACCUUCUACGACUUCGAACUAGAAUGCGAGAGCCCCUCCAGCCCAGUCGAAGAAUUCGACCCCACUUUCACGGAGCGGUCGCCCACCGAUGAACAGGAACCGCCGUUCUACGACGUAGACACCGACCCCGAAUGUAACGAACAAACUAAACUCAAGCUUGUCCAACCCGACAAAAUUAGAAACGGAUUCAAAUUCUCCACCGCAUUCUUCACUGAGUCACCAGUCAAAAUUCAACCGGCACCGCGUGAAAAUGGACAUGUUGACAAGCCCCUGUAUUCGCCCAUUACGUUUGAAGGAUGCGCACGACAAAAUAGUUUGGAUGAAGUCGACACUACGGUACGCCCGUCAUCGUUAUCGGAUACGGACCGACUCAAUUUGCCGUUAAAUUUAAGUUCUGCUAUAGACAGUGAUUCUGAAUUUGAAUCAGCUAAAAGCGACCCUUCCGAAUGUGCGGAUGAAGUCUUCCACAGUGAAAAACCUUUAGAAAACGGCGUUGUGGACUGUGUAGAUAAUUUAUCACUCGAAGAAGUUGUGCCUAUCGAGGAAGAUGAAGUGUCUACAGAAAAUGCGGUAAAUACUACAGACACAUGCAAUGAUAUUAAAGAUCCACUGGAAAUUGUGACCAGUGAAGUUUUAUGUGAAAAAGAAACGUCUCCCGCGCCUGAAAUAGAACCAACAUUAUUAAAUGUAGAAGUCAAAGAGGAGCACGACGAUUCUGAAGAUGAUCGACCCCAAAGAGUACGUCGUUGUUCCUCACUAAAAACUGGUAAAACGCCACCUGGCACGCCCGGCCGCAAAAAAAUUGUUCGUUUUGCCGAUGUAUUGGGUCUAGAUCUAGCGGACGUUAAGACUUUUAUGGACGAGAUCCCCGUGAUUCCAAAAUCUGCUUAUGACGAUCUCACAGGUUGCGACGUUCAGAGUUCCCCACCGGUGCGGACUCCGCCACGCUUAGGUGCCCUCACGCUGGUCCCACUGUUCCAGUUACCACGUGAUGUCACAGAGAAAUUGGAAAAUACAAAUGUGUGCCUUGAAAGCGCGCGGGUCUGCGACGGGGUUCACGUCACAGUUUGUGGAUCAGUGCGAGUGCGCAAUUUGGACUUUCAUAAAACUGUACACAUACGCUAUACGAUGAAUCGUUGGAAAACCUACACCGACUUACAGGCUACAUACGUUCAGGGUUCGUGCGACGGAUACUCGGAUAGGUUUCAGUUCGUGUUGUACGCGCCGUCGAUAUCCUCGGGUCAGAGGCUCGAGUUGGCGGUGCGGUUCCAGUGCAAAGGGCAGCAGAUUUGGGACAACAACAGUGGCGCGAACUACUGUUUCGACUGCUUGGCGCUGGGCGUGAACGCUCAGGCGCCGUCGUCGUCGCCGCCGGGCCCGCUGCACCCGACCGUGGACUGGCACCCGUCCUUCUACUGACGCCGCUGGGGAUCACCGGCGGGGUGAAUGCGUCGGAUGGAUCGGCAGAGGCGACGGCCGCGGCUGAGGCCCGGGACGGGCCCGCGGGCGCCCGCCGCUAGUCACAUUCCUGUGCCUGCCCGCGCUCGCAGCGCGGAGUCCUGAGUCAUUGAGGCUUAAAGUGGUGAAGCGUUUUUGUGAUAUAAAGUAGCUUAGGUGUAGAUAUAAUACAACGAGCGAGCGGCUCGUACGGAGUGCCAUUUGCAGUAAACGAAGUUUCGAAGUGUAAAAUAUACAUUAUAUUUUUUCGAGUUUUUGGUUAGUAGCUAACGAUAAUGUACAACGUCCUGGCGGACAAUAAAGUCGUCGCGUGGCGUGGCGCUAGCGUGCACAGUGGUCCGGGCUGAGAUUCUGUUCCCUUGUACAUAGAAUGAGAGUAUGAAUUCUGAAUGAUAUUAAUAUUUUAAUAAAAUUUUACAAACUAUUAGUCUUAUGUAAUAGUCUAUGUAUGUCAAAUUACGUGCGCAAGCAUCACCUCUGUAGCUAGAGAUUUUAUUCACAUUAGCGUCUUUAUGGAUUGUAUAUAAAUAAUGUUAAGAACACUUAUUUGUAAAGACACAAUAUCAUGCAUCACUUGUUAGAUUGUUAUAAUGUUUCGUAAAUUGUUAAUGUAAGUGGACCUGUCUUAGAGUCAGGGAAGCAAUAUAUUAUGAAGUAAACGAAACCCCCCCAUACGAAUGUUUUAUGAAAACAUAUUACUUAUGUGGAAAAUGUCUAACUACUGUUUAUAUUUUCUAUGUUUAAUGAUGUUAUUUGCCUAUUUAUAUUUUAUAUUUUUAUAUAUGAACUUGAAUACAUGACAUAUUUCCUAAUUAAGAACUGAUAAAUGGUAAUUAUUGUUGUUUGGUUUCGAGAUUUUUAUCAACAAGACUAUUUAGAGAUUACGAAAUUAAAUUAUUGUUAGAUGUACUUUAAGCAAUAUUACAAUAUUAUUUAUUUAUUAGGCCGGUUUUUCUAUAGUGUAUGUACCUGAAUUCUUAAAAUGUGGCCAUAUUAAUUUUAUAUGAAAUGAUCCGCGAGAGCGCUGUCCUACUGAACUAUAAUAAUAUUAUUGUUACAAUGACUUCUGUUUUAUUGAAUAACUACCUACCUAAUAAAUUAAUAUGCAUAAUUUUAA